Molecule: messenger RNA, 2011 nt
Organism: Athalia rosae (coleseed sawfly)
Lineage: Eukaryota; Metazoa; Arthropoda; Insecta; Hymenoptera; Athaliidae
Gene: ArgRS-m
Product: probable arginine--tRNA ligase, mitochondrial
Exons: 4
Coding region: 135-1853 (572 amino acids)
Biological process (GO): arginyl-tRNA aminoacylation; mitochondrial translation
Cellular component (GO): mitochondrion
Molecular function (GO): arginine-tRNA ligase activity; ATP binding
Source: RefSeq, a predicted model, not a curated record
GCUUUUUUCCCCGGCUGUCAGUGGGUCGUCGAUCCGUCAUCAAUCCUAUUUAUUAUAACCUAGAACACGUGGUAUGAUAAUGUAGCUUUUUUCAGCGAUAUUAGGCAUAGGACAUCCAACUUUAAUCACAAAAAAUGAGUGCCAGACUCAGGACCGAACUAUGGAUAAAGAUCAAGAGAUGCCUCGAGACUACUAAAUUGCCUGAGAGUUUAAAUACAGCUCUACGUUCCCUCAAUUUGAGACUAGAUAAUCCUACCGGAGAAUUUCUGUUCUCUCUACCUGUAAAAACAAAGGAUUAUGACAUUCGAAAUGCAGCAGAGAAUCUCGUAGGGAUUGUUAAGCCAGAUGAUUUUUUUUCUGGCAUUGCCAUCAGGAGAGAAAAACAUUCAGAGAAUUUAUUAUUCUUCCUAAACAGAGAACGAUGUAUCAAAGAUAUAGUAGAAAGUGAGCCACAUAGUGUCGGUAUAACAGACGAAGACUAUUCUAGCCACAAAAAAAUCCUCGUGGAAUACAGUUCACCUAAUAUAGCAAAGCCAUUCCAUGUCGGUCAUCUACGAUCAACGAUAUUGGGAAAUUAUAUUGCUAAUAUAAAUGAUUACCUCUGCAAUGAUGUAAAGAGGAUAAAUUACCUUGGAGACUGGGGUACGCAAUUCGGUUUCAUUCAACUUGGUAUUGAUUCUCUGAAUAUUUCAGAUGAACAAAUGAGGCAAGAUCCUAUCAGGAUUUUGUACAAGGCUUACGUCCAUGCUAAUAAACUCGGAGAAACAGAUCCUUCAAUUUCUGAAACAGCUAGGAAGAUAUUCAAUGAGCUAGAGUCUGGGGUGGGUGGAGAGCUUGAAAAAUGGGAAACUUUUAGAAGAUACACAGUUGAUGAACUCACAAAAACUUACAAAAGACUAGGCAUCAAUUUUCAUGAAUACAACUGGGAGUCUAAUUACAAGGCAAAAGAUAUAUCAGAAAUAAUAUCGCGGAUGGAAUCACAAGAAAUUUUAAAAACAGAUAGAGAGGGAAGAAGGGUGAUAGCUUUGAGCGAGGAACGGAGUAUUCCCAUAAUGAAGAGCGACGGUUCUACACUUUACAUAACAAGAGAUAUUGCUGCAGCAGUAGACAGAUUUGACAAAUAUAAAUUUGAUAACAUGUAUUAUGUCGUGGAUAACGCACAGACAGAUCACUUUGUUACUCUGAGCCAAAUACUAGACAAAAUGGGUUUUCCAUGGUCUAAUAAAAUUAAACAUAUAAAAUUUGGGAGAAUCAGAGGCAUGAGUACGAGGAAAGGCAGUGCUAUCUUUCUAAAAGAUAUCAUGGAUGAGACCCAGGUGGUUAUGAAAGAGAAGCAAAUUAAAUCUCCAAACACCAAAGUCGAGCUGGAUUGUGGCAGUGAGACAACCGACAUAUUGGGAAUUUCUGCAAUUAUCAUCAACGAUUUGAAACAGAGAAGAUUAAGAGAUUAUGUAUUCGAUUGGGAUAAAGCUCUUGAUGUAAAAGGUGACACCGGAGUAAAACUGCAAUACGUUCACUGCAGAUUAACAAGUUUAGAGGAAAAUAGCGGAGCUAAAUUACCAGAGAAAUGUGAUCCCUCAGUUCUCAAUGAGCCUAUCAUUGGACAACUCGUCCUUGAAAUUGGAAAAUUUGAUGAAGCUAUUCUAAGGUCCCAUCAGGAAUUCGAACCCUGCAUUCUUGUCAAUUACCUCUUUAGUCUGAGUCACACCAUUAACAAAGGACUAAAAAUCCUGAGGGUUAAGGGAGAGCCAACGGAUAUUGGAUCCCAGAGAUUAUUAGUUUUUCAUGCAGCAAGAAAUAUCCUUGCCCAAGGUAUGAAGCUACUUGGACUGCAGCCACUGAAUAAAAUGUAGCUGAAACGAUCCUGUAAUGAAAUAGUCAACAAUUCAAAUUAGCUAUGUAAAAAAAUAAAUGUAGUUUUGGGAAACACUGCUUCUAAUUGUAGGCCAUCCUCCUAAAAUAUCGUAUCAACAUAGCUAGAGUAAAUAUAAAAUUGUACAAUUUUAUUGAA